Molecule: messenger RNA, 3439 nt
Organism: Mytilus californianus (California mussel)
Lineage: Eukaryota; Metazoa; Mollusca; Bivalvia; Mytilida; Mytilidae
Product: palmitoyltransferase ZDHHC21-like
Exons: 8
Coding region: 149-1045 (298 amino acids)
Biological process (GO): peptidyl-L-cysteine S-palmitoylation; protein targeting to membrane
Cellular component (GO): endoplasmic reticulum; Golgi apparatus
Molecular function (GO): protein-cysteine S-palmitoyltransferase activity
Source: RefSeq, a predicted model, not a curated record
GCAACUCUGAAAAAAUAAACAUUUUUGAGCAAACCAAAACAAACAGGUCAAAAACUUGUCACAACUAUACAAACUGCUUAGUGACCCACAGGUGUGAAAUUGCAGAUGACUCAGUAGCAAAGUACAACUAUUUUCAAAAAUAAUAAUCAUGUUAACUCAGGAAGCCAUUCAAGAUAAUGUUGGAAUCUCUAAAACAACACAGUACAGUGAAUUUUCAGACAGAAUCAAAGUUAAGAAUAUACCAUUCCUUGGUCGUUUACAUAUUGUCCGAGACCGUGAGGGAUACCUUGCAUUAUCUUUUACUACAAUUUACUGGAUUUAUGGAACUUUUGUGAAUUUGUUUAUAAUACUUUUACCUCACUAUUAUGAUAAACAGCUUCCUGGAGAACUGGUAUUAUGGUUUUGUUUUCUAUCUGGUAUGUGUAUAAUUUCAUUAUUUAAAGCUUCUACUACAAAUCCAGGAAGAGUACCUCUAAUUGAAGAUUCUCAGAUUGAUAUAAAUCAUUGGGAAGUAUGUAAAACAUGCCGUAGAAAACGUCCAAAACGAGCCCAUCACUGUAGAAGGUGUAACCAGUGUGUGUUAAGAAUGGAUCAUCAUUGUCCAUGGAUAAAUAAUUGUGUAGGAGAGGAGAACCAUUGGGCUUUUACACUACUGUUAAUAUAUGCCUUUCUUUUGGGAUUAACUGGUUUUGUGAUAAACAUGUUACACUUCUGGUGGUGGCCAAAAUGUGUUACCUGUGAUAAGGAAAGUUUUUUCAUAAAGCACCAGAUCUGGUUUGUGUAUUUAGUGACAGGACUGGGUGCUGCUAUGGCAGCGCUUAUGGGUGGACAGGUCAUAGUUCAACAUACAAAUAUUCUUCUGAAUCAAACGACAUUAGAAACAAUGGGAUUGAAUCAAACAAUGGGAUCACAUUCACAUGAAUCAUCAAAAAGUAAUCCAGCUUAUGCACAAUACAAAGACUUAUGUGGGGAUGGUUCUCCAUUUUGCUGGUUAUUCCCCUUUGGUAGUCGCAGAGCAGCACAAAAAUAUAUAAACACAGUUUAGCAUUUAUUGGAAACCUAAAUGACUCUCUUUUAUACAAGUGAGAGUUUAAUUGUAAUAUUUUAUGCAGCUAUGUUCUUUUUAUUUCAAAUUGAAAUGUUCCACAAUAUUGUUGAUUACACUAGACUAGUAUCAUUUUCUAUAACACCUUUUAGUUCAGUUUGUCUUUAGUUUAACAUGGCAUCCAUCUGGUCUUCUAACUUAUCAAAUCAUUUUUAAACCACUUUGCCAGUUACUUCCAAAUUUAUCCUAAACCUUUCUUGGAAGACUACUGUCAAAGUUAUGUCUUGUUAUGUUAUAAAUAUGGCUUUUAUUACUAAAAAAAACUGAGAAGAAGUGAAAUAUAGCAAUAUUAGUUCUUUACCAAUUAAAGGAGGUCUUUUCUAAUGGAAACAUGCCCUAGAGUAAUAUUUUAUUUACUGGUGGUGCUAACCUUUUCCCAUUGUUAAUUGCAAAGGCAAAUAAUUAUUCCUUGCCUAAAAUAAGUUACACCAUUGUAUAUAUUGGAUGUUCAUGUUUCUAGUCAGGAUUUAUAGCAUUUAAUGCUGGAGUAGUAACAGUUUGUAAUGAAAAUUUAAUUUAGUACAUUUCCUUUCAUAUUAUAUACAUAUCCUGCCUGUAAAGUAAAUCUUUACUAGUUAUUACUUUAUUUUUGUAUAUCUCUUAUCAAGGACUUACAUAUCAAUGAAGUUACAAAGCACCAGAAAGUUGGUAUGAAAUUCUGGUUUAUUUAGCAUGUUGUAUGACUUCAAGAAUGUCUUGUUUAUUAUAGAAGGAUUUGGUUGCUGCUUUAAUGUGUAACUAAUAUUAUUAUUCAAUAUAACAUUUUGGUUGUCCUAGUGAUGAAUAUUGCAAAUGUAAUGCUUUUACACAAUAGUGCUUGGUGGAUAUUAUUAUUGAUUGAUUUUGGUCCUUGAUGUACCUCCUUCAGAGGCAGAAUGAUGUGUGGGUUUUUUUAGGCUGCUUCUAUAAUGGUUUUGGUCAUUAUCCAUUUCCGUUAAAAAAAAUUAUCUGUUCAUAAAAAGUGUUGUGUGUUUCUGAUAAUUAUUGGGUUCAAAGUUUAAGAUAAUUAUCUGUUGUGUUAUAUUGAUAUUUGAACACUGUCUAAGGACAAAAUAGAGACCAGGUAAAAAUCAUUGGAAUCCUUCUUUAAUUUUACAAAUAUAAUCCACAUUAUAUAUAAGUAAAAGAGAAAUAGUCAUCAUUAACGAUGAUAUAAUUAUUUAGCUUAAAAUCAUUGAAUUUAUAAUCUUUUCUUUCUGCAUUUAAACUAUUGGCAUUGUGUAAGAAAAUCUCAGAGAGGCUCAAUAAAUAACAGCAGAUAAUAAUGUUUUCCAAUAUUUGUUGUAGUUUCUUAUCUUUGUCAUGUAAGUGUUACAAUUUUGAAAGUAAUUAAUCACUUAUCAUCAAAAUUGUUCACCAAACUGCUAUCUUAUUCACAUUAAGGCAUUUAAAUCCAUGUUGAUAUACAUGUAUUAUUUGUGUGCUUCCAUAUUCAUAUAAUCCUCAAUUUCUUUGAUGAGCUUUGGUUUAAAACAACCCUAGUUUAUACAUCCCAUUUCAUUUAGUACACCAUUACAUUACAAAAUGUAAAAAAUAUUUUAUUUGAUAGUAAAAUCCAAAGAGCAAUGAGCAAAAUAUCAAAACACAAAAGAGUAGUGUGUCCUGUUUUAUAAAAGUAAGUUCAACUUAACUUUGUAUGACUUUGUUAACCAGAUUCUUGUUUAAGUUUGACAUUUAUUUUACUUUUAAGGAUAAUGUAUUAUAUGUCAGUUGUCAGCAUUAAUGAUUUUUCCUUUUUGACGCUUUAUAACAUGAGAAAAAUUUACUCCAUUGGUUCAUAAUUUUUCAACAGCUUAAAAUGGAUAGUUUUCUUGUCGGAAAUAAAAGAAAAAAUUCUUUAGAACUUCAUGGAAGAAAUGUCCAGAAGAUUUCAAAAAGAGUUUUGAUGAUGUAAUAUUGUUAAAAGUAAUGAAGUAUAUAGAUGAAAUGUGUUGUCAGUGGAUGAUUGAUGAAAAAGUGCAUCAUUAUUGUCUUCAGCAGACAAUUGUCUCCACGGUUACAUUAAUUUAUUCAUAAAUUACAAAUCUCCAAUCAAAGGGCUUGUAAUGAUGAUGCACUUUACUUUGCAACAUGAUAAUGGGACAUUUCUUUAAUCUACUCUUCAAAUACUCACUGUACAAAGGAAAACAAUGGAUGAAAAUGUAAUAGUCCAGAUAUGGAUUUUCCUGUUUAUGUAAUUUAUUUAUAUUUGGUUAAUGCAUUAUACAAUUAUAGUUAUUGUGAAUUGUUGCAUUUAAGAUGCUUUGUGACAUAUUUUUUAAAUGAAAUGGUGUUACUGGGAUUAUAUAUUUAUCUUCUGUGCAAUUAAAAUUGUCUGUUUAUUCAUCUUUAUAA